Molecule: messenger RNA, 2589 nt
Organism: Centropristis striata (black sea bass)
Lineage: Eukaryota; Metazoa; Chordata; Actinopteri; Perciformes; Serranidae
Exons: 2
Coding region: 204-1016 (270 amino acids)
Molecular function (GO): metal ion binding
Source: RefSeq, a predicted model, not a curated record
UCCUCAGCCUCCUGUCUUUCUCUUAGCAGCCUCUGCAGGUGAAGGAUCUCCCUCUGGUAAGAAGCUGUUCUCCCCUCCGCUGACUCCUCCAACACUGCCAGUCUGGUUGACGCCUGCAUCCGGUACACCUGCACACAAACAGACACACACACACACACACAGGAAUGAGAUGUGGAGUGUUGCUAUGAGGGAGGCGGAUUUACAUGAAGGACAGCGCAGCAGAGACAACUGGAGUGGAGGAGGGGGAGUCGCACACAUUGGGACAAGAACAUGACUUUAAGAUGAGCGCUCCUCAGGCUGAAUUAGAGGAGAAGGACUGUCCUCCACCAGAGGAGUUAGAGUGCAAAAUUUGUUACCAACGUUAUAAUGCCCACACCCGCAAGCCUAAGAUCCUGGACUGCCUGCACCGGGUCUGCACCCGUUGCCUCAUUAAGAUCCUGGACAUUGCUGAUGGAGCAGGCUUCAUCUCCUGCCCCUUCUGCCGACACCAAACCGAGAUCACAGAGUACGAGGUGUCAGCACUCCCUGAUGAUGCUAUCAUUAUGUCUCACUUGGCAAUGAGGGACAAAUCCUGGAGCUCAGACCACAACAGGGAAGUGGUCCUGACUCCAACGAGUUUCUCCUCCUCCACCCCGUCUCACGACUCCUCCAACUGCCUGGUCAUCACUAUAAUGGAAGUGCAGAGGGACUCACAGCACUCCCCAAGCCGAAAUGGCAGCUCUGACGUCUAUGCUGAGCAAAGCCUGGACUCAGUAUCGAUGGGAUCCAAUGGGCCUGCUGAUCAGGACGUCCUGUCAAAGUUCUGUAAUCAUGUCCCACGCAUCCUGGUUUGGCUCCUGGGUUUCUUAUACUUUGGGUCCCUGCCUCUAGGAAUCUACUUGUUGGUGAUCCAGAGAGUGACACUGGGCAUUAUAUGUGUUAGCCUGGUGCCAUCAAGCCUGACAGUUUGCCUUGUCUAUGGCUUCUGCCAGUGUCUGUGCCAAGGCAUGUGCGACUGCUCCACCAGGGGUUCAUAGAAUGCUAUCGAGAACUGGUGGUCAGCUGCAGUAAACAGGUAUUUGAUGUGUUUUGUGAAAAGAAAGAGGGUCAAAAGAUAAAGACGGUGCCCUCUCCAACAUAGACUCUGCAAGCCUGUCAAGACCUAAGACAGCCUCUAGUAUGGGUCUGUGGUUUUGUUGGUUCUGGUUUUGCAACUCGGAAACCAGUUUGGCCAACAGGAACAGAGCCUCUGGCAAGACGUGUUAGUUGGAGAAACUCCAAUACCUACAUUUCUGUGAUGUAUUUCUGUAACCUUUCUUCGUUCUGUGCUGUGUGUAUGUGAGUGAGUCCUGGGCCCUCAUUUAUCAAUGCAUUUCAGGAUGUUUGAAUAAUUGCGAAUUCCCAAUACCAAAAAGGAAACAAAAUAAUUGUUACAAGUCAUUUUGGCUACCAGUAAAAAUCAAAGGCCAAUCUUAAUCACUGAUUUAUAGUAUAGCAAUAUUUUUUUUUCAUUUACUUCUAUUUUUAGUGAGUUUUCCUCAUUUCUAUAAGCCAGCAUUCAUUAUAGAGCUACGUGUCACCAAGUACUUCCUCUCUCUGUUAAAGCUACAGGUGACUUCACAUAAAAUACAUGUUAAUUGUUAUACCAGUCUUGCUGUCAGGCCCUAUAGAAAUAUAUGGCUAAAAAGCAUUGGUAGAUUAACAUCUAUUGGUUGAAAGGUAUUGGUCUGUGAACCUAUUGAUAUAAGACUGUUGCAACAACUUUAUAUUCUUGUGCUGUUUCAAGGGAAUAUGAUUGACAGGUGAUAAAUUAGCAACUGCAAGAAUAGCAGCUUUCACAUUUCUGUGUCUUCUUGAACAUCGCAAGGAAUAUAACUAGAAAACACUGUCCAUUUGGCUGGAUUUUUCAUAAUAAAAAAUGUAAUGUGUUCCACGUAAGGAAAAAAAAUAUUUGAAUGCAAUACACAUUUUAGUAUGAAGUAAGUACAAAUUACGAAAUCAACUGUGAAUGGACCAUAAUGCUUUAUUACCUAUUUUACUGUCAUGGCAGUGGCUGUGGGUGUACAUGUGAUGUGGUUGUUAAUGCUGUAUUACUGAAUGUUCCCUGCUCAGUCUCUCUCUCUGCCUCAAAUACAGACACAAACCAUUCAGAGUUGUUGUGUUGAUGGGAUUUGGUGCAUGUCAGGCAUAAACCAGACUCAUAUCUCAGGUUUUUUGAUACUCUUUAAAUGUUAAGCAACACAUUUUACUUUCAGUUACUUGUUAGGUUGAACAUAGCAAGGCUGUUCUGUUGCAUUUUGUGGUACUGCUUAUAAAAAGCUUGUUUGGCUCAAAAGUACAGUUAAAAGCUAUGAGAGUCCUCUGCUACAUGCACAUACUGUCAUACUACAGCCAUGUGGCUUUGCUGUUGUGUGGCACCUCAAGGUUGUGUGCAUUAUUUAUGUGGCAUCUUUUGCAUAUAAGACAAGUGUUCCCAUACAUGUACCAUCCUGGCAUAUGGAUUCCUCAAGGAAGGACACAAAAAACGACUGUAUGGUGUAAAAACUAAAUGCUUUGCUGAGCACAUUGCAUGUAUGUAGAGAAAAAAGGCUAUUUUUGAGUAAUUACCAA